Besnoitia besnoiti is the source of this 1899-nucleotide messenger RNA. Its product is annotated as enoyl-CoA hydratase/isomerase family protein. Gene Ontology annotation, biological process: fatty acid beta-oxidation. The coding region runs from base 1 to 1899 and encodes 632 amino acids. Lineage: Eukaryota; Apicomplexa; Conoidasida; Eucoccidiorida; Sarcocystidae. The transcript is spliced from 2 exons. The record is from RefSeq and is a predicted model, not a curated record. Gene Ontology annotation, molecular function: enoyl-CoA hydratase activity.
AUGCGAGCGGGAAUCGCUGCUGCUUCCCGGUUUUCCUCUCGUUUCUCGAUGCCUGAGGAAGAGACUCGGCCUGCGCAGGAGGCGAGAUGCUUGCCCUUUAAUUCGGUACUCAGGUCUCCCGAGCUCUGCCAGCUUCAACUGGCAAACCAGAGGAGCGGGGGUUUGCUGCCUUGCCUUGGCGAGUUUGCCAUUGCGCGAUGGGCAUCUGCACCCAAAUGCUCUUUUUCCGCCGAGAGUUCUGUUUCAUCGGCGACGAACGUGUCCGCGACGAGCCCUCCCCAAUUUGUUCCAAAGCCCAGGCAUGUGUCUCUUGCACCAGACCAUAAAUACAUGAAAGCGGACCUUAUUUGCGGGGGACUGUUUGCGGUUAUCACGUUGAACAGACCCGAAGCGAAGAAUGCGCUGAAUCAACAGGCCCUUGAGGAAUUUGAGAGGUGUCUAAACCUCGUAGAUGCCCACGCAGAAAACGAACCCGACUUCCGUGCAUUGCUAAUCCGUUCAGGCGUCGCGGGAGUAUUCUGCGCGGGCGCCGACUUGAAGGAACGGGGGCAUAUGAGCAUCGAGGCAAGCAGGGAGUUCGUCCAACGCCUUCGUUCUUGUUUCCAGCGACUUUCUGAAGUUCCGUAUCCAACGAUAACGUGCCUGCACGGCGUCGUUUUCGGAGGGGGUCUUGAGCUGGCUCUCGCGACGGAUUUCCGCGUGGCGUCAGUGCGUCCUCCUCCGUCGACGAUCCCCCAGAGGGACUUUUUUGCGUGGGACUCUGCCGACGUGGCUGCAUCGUCGUCCCACAAGAAGGCGCUCAGGUCGUCUCGAUCCUUGCAGGGCGUCUCCGCUAUAUCCUCAGCGGAUAAUCGUCGCCAACAUGCGCACAAGGGCGCCCCGCGCAAAGCACUUGAGCAGCCGAAAAGACCUUCGCUUUCCGGCAGUUCCAGCACCUUGACAGCGCAUCUUCCCUCAAAGGGUUCCGGGGCGACGAACGACGACUCCCAAGAAAUCCGUGCGGCGGAAAACGCGGGGACCGCCGGCUGCAGCCGUCCGGGAAAAACAGAGGCAGACGACGAAGCGUCGAACGGGGAACCGAGGCACAGCCUACCCAUGAAGCAGAGCGCCGCUCGAAACAAAAUCGCCACUAAGCGGCAGGUCUGUUCGUGGUAUUCAUCUCUGGAACUGUGCCUUCCGGAGGUUUCGCUGGGCAUUGUGCCCGGUGCGGGUGGCACCCAGCGACUCUGGCGUGUGGUGGGGCCGCAGAAAGCAAAGCUUUUGCUUUUGACUGGCGGCAGCGUCGGCCCGAAGCAGGCUGUGCAGUGGGGGUUGGUGGAUGUGAUGGCGGGUUACAACGAAGACGAAGUCUGCCGCGUGUGGCGCUUUACUCAGGGACAAAGACGCUACAAAGCAGGAGAUGACUACUACUCUCGCGGGGAGAAUAUGGACCGUGAGAAGCGGAUUGCGCAGCAAAUUGUGCUUGAGGCGCGAAGACACCGCCUAACGCAGCGAGAAGGGGGAAAAACCGUGGGCGAAAGUUGCAGUUUCGCAGACGCGGAGCGCGACCAUACAGCGACAAAUGAUCUCUCUUUAGCUGGUGGCGACGUGCGGGAACAGGAGGAACUCAAGGCAAACCGGAGAACUCGCCAUGCAUUCGAAACCGAAAUACCAGAAGCCGAGUGGGAAAGCGAAGACGCGUUCCGCGCCGGCAUCCGGCUAGCUUGCCGCCUCGCGGAUAUGGCACCCCUCUCUGUCAGAGUCACGAAACGCAGCGCCGAUUCUGCGGUGGAAGUGCCGCUGAAAACAGGACUCGAUAUCGAGAAAAAAGCAUACGACACAGUUCUGGCAAGCAAGGACCGGCAAGAGGGGCUCCAAGCCUUCAAAGAGAAACGCAAGCCCUACUUCAAAGGACAGUAG